AUGGCCAGUUCACAGGAUCUCAUUAGGUUGCAGGAGGAAAUGAUCUGCCCCAUCUGCUCAGAUAUUCUGCAAGACCCUGUCACCAUCGACUGCGGUCACAAUUUCUGCCAUGGAUGCAUCAUUAAGAAUGUAGGACCAUCAGACGGUUUGCUCAUAUGUCCCCUCUGCAAGAAAUCUGUGAGGAAGGACAUGCUGAUGCCCAACUGGCUGUUGAUGAAUCUGGUGGAAAAAAUCCAAACUAUAAGACCUUUUGAGAAGCAACCAGAAAGACAAGAACUGAGGUGUCUAAAGCACCAAGAGAAGCUCCAUUACUUCUGUGAAAAUGAUGGGAAGCUUCUCUGUAUGGUGUGUUAUCAAUCCAAGGAACACAAAUUACACAAAAUCAACUUGGUAGAAGAAGCUGCCCCAAAGUAUCAGGUACUAAUUCAAUCUCAGCUUGAGACCUUGCAGCAAAAGGAGAAGGCACUAGUACAAAUGAAAGCAAAAGGUGAACAGAGGAUCAGUGACUUCAAGGCUCAGGUGGAGAAUGAAAAGCAAAGGAUCAUCAGAGAAGUCAAGCUUUUGCAGCAGGUCCUACAGGAGGAGGAGGCGGCUCUCCUGUCCCAAAUGAACUGGCUUGGUCAAGAGGGAGCCAAGGGGGGCAACCACUACAUCACUUCCACUGAGGCUCAGCUGAAUUCUCUCGGUAGAUGUGUUGAAUCCCUGAGGGCCAAGCAGCAAAUGUCUCCCAGUGAUCUGCUCUUGGAUAUCAAAGAUGUCUUGAACAGGAGUCAAGAAUUUCAAUUUCUCAACCCAAACCCUAUUCCUCUGGAUCUGGAGAAAAUACUCAAUGAUGCUGUAUCAAGACAUAACUCCAUCACAGAUGCCCUGAAGAGAUGCAGAGACAGUCUCCAGCCUGAUCAGAAGAGAAUUAAAAGCACAUUUUUCAUUGACUCAAAUAGGGAAUCAGAGAUCACAGGAAAUAAGAAGACCAUGGUCUUAGCCUUAAAUCCUGAAAUGAUCCACACCACCCGCGUGACCCUGGACGCAACCUCAGCCCACCCGGACCUCAUUCUUUCCCAGGAUCUGAAGACAGUGAAGCUGGACAUCGGCCCUCUCAGUAACUCAGAGGAGCCAGCAGACCCCAGGUGCUUCUACCCAUUCCGCUGCGUGGUGGGCUUGCCUGGCCUCUCCUCUGGCCAACAGACCUGGGAGGCGGAGCUGCAAGGGCCUGGGGGAGGGGCCUGCGAGGUAGGCGUGAUCUCAGAGUACGCAGCACGCCAGGGUUACCUGCAGAUAGAGCCCUUGGCUGGCUUCUGGGCACUGCGCAUUAAGGACACCCAGUGCCAGGUUCUCACUCAGGCCGACACUGCGGAGGAGCUUCCCAUUUGUCCGCGUAAAGUGAGAGUCCACGUGGAUCAUGAUCGCGGGGAGGUCGUUUUCUACGACGCCAUCACUAGCAAACACAUCUAUACCUUCCGGGCCUCCUUCCAGGGGUGGAUCUUCCCCUUUUUCAGACUCCUAUAUUCUGGCACUCAGAUCACUCUGAGCCCCUAG
Chrysochloris asiatica (Cape golden mole) is the source of this 1536-nucleotide messenger RNA. Its product is annotated as E3 ubiquitin-protein ligase TRIM31-like. Bases 1 to 1536 code for a protein of 511 amino acids. NCBI's taxonomy places the organism in Eukaryota, Metazoa, Chordata, Mammalia, Afrosoricida, Chrysochloridae. The transcript has 8 exons. The record is from RefSeq and is a predicted model, not a curated record. Gene Ontology annotation, molecular function: protein binding; zinc ion binding.